AGAGGCGUGCGUCGGAAGCCAAGACGCGAGCGACGAGCGAGCCCUAGCUUUUUCUCUGCCGCUGCCAACAUCGCCGGCCAAGCCGCUGCUGCAAGGCGCCACCUCCCGCUGCCGUUGUCGCAGGCCAAGCCGUUGAUUUAAUCGACCAUGGCAUCUGAAGAGUUAGACAGAAACUUUUCAGAGCUACAUGUUACAAGAGAUUCUGAUUGCAAUGGGAAGAGCAAGAUAUUAGAGAACCAAGCAGUGGAUGGUGAUUUUCAGAUAACUUGUUUUACAGAGGAUCUGCAUGAUGUGACACUUCAUUUUCAGAUCAUAAGACUUGCAAAACAGAUAUUUGUAUGGAUUGGAUGCAAUACUGCUAAGUUUGGUCACCUGUAUGCUGCUGCAAUCACUAGACCGAAUGAUCAAGUUGCUGUUACUUCAAUACUAGGAGGCACUUCUGACAAUACUGGAUCAGGCAUUGCUCGUCGAUUAGUUCUGAAGACUGGCCUUAAUAUCAUUGUGGCAUGCAAUAUACCCAAAGACAGCCCCAUGCUUGAGGCAACUGCGGAGAGAAAACUGGCCGAAAAAUUGAGGAGUUUGGGUUAUAUCAGACCGAAGCCUGGAGGGAUGUCCCUGGAUUAAGCGGAAUACUGAUGCAUUAAAGGAAGAUAGUUUGAUCGAUAAAUAAGCAUUCUUCUUGAACUAGCGUAAAUAUGGCCUGUGGUUUCGAAGCUCCAAUUCUUCAUCAGAUAAGGAAAAAAGAAAUGCCUUUCCGUGUAAGAAUCAAUGAUAAUUUUGUGAAUCGCGCAGCCAACUGUUUAUGCCUUGGUAGUUACAAGCUGGACUCGAUUCCUCACUUUUGAUUCAUGUGGCAACCUCACUCGUUCACCAACCGAGAAUCGUGUGCUUUCUAGUAGGUAUUCUUACUGAACUUGCGUGCACUGUAAUGCUUUUCAUCACACUCAUGUUGCACUUUUCCAUAAUUUGUUGUGGUUUUUUGGCAAGCAUGAUGGGGUCACAUGGAUGAUCAGCAAUUUGAUGGGAAAUGACAUGAUGAUGAGAAAAUUGGUUCA
Molecule: messenger RNA, 1055 nt
Organism: Musa acuminata subsp. malaccensis (wild Malaysian banana)
Lineage: Eukaryota; Viridiplantae; Streptophyta; Magnoliopsida; Zingiberales; Musaceae
Biological process (GO): proteasome assembly
Source: RefSeq, a predicted model, not a curated record